Cavia porcellus (domestic guinea pig) is the source of this 2526-nucleotide messenger RNA. It is a transcript of the gene Zfp90, whose product is annotated as ZFP90 zinc finger protein. Bases 179 to 2167 code for a protein of 662 amino acids. Gene Ontology annotation, biological process: negative regulation of transcription by RNA polymerase II. The transcript has 5 exons. Lineage: Eukaryota; Metazoa; Chordata; Mammalia; Rodentia; Caviidae. Gene Ontology annotation, molecular function: DNA-binding transcription repressor activity, RNA polymerase II-specific. The record is from RefSeq and is a predicted model, not a curated record.
GCGGAGACCGCUUUGGGCACCUGGCCUCUCGACUGAAAAGAACGGAAGGGAAGAAAACGUGCAGCCGGGGCGGGAGGGGCCAACCCGAGGGCCUGGGUGGGCUCGAGGUCGCAAAUCCGGAACCCCCUGGAGGCGGUGAUUCUAGAUCCCUGCCCCGGAGCCUCCCCGCGAGGCAGGAAUGGCUCCCAGGCCGCCCCCCGCCGCGCCCCAGGUCCUACAGUGGUAUGUUCCCAGUAUUGCCAUGGGAACAUUGAUGAUGUUGAGCAAGAUUGUGAUCCGACAGGAAUCAGUGACAUUCAAAGAUGUGGCCGUGGACUUCACCCAGGAAGAAUGGCAUCACAUGGACUCUGCCCAGAGGACCUUGUACAGGGAUGUGAUGCUGGAGAACUACAGUCACCUGGUUUCUCUUGGAUAUCAAGUUUCCAAGCCAGAGGUGAUCUUCAAAUUGGAGCAAGGCGAAGAGCCAUGGAUAUCAGAGGGAGAAAUCCAAAGACCUUUCUGUCCAGACCAGAAGACAAGCCCAGAAGCUAAAUCAUUAAGGCUGUACUGCACAUCUGGAGUAUCCCAUCACACAGAUGAUUUCUCACAUGUCACAUUAGAAGAUGCCUGGAAUGUUACUAGCCAGCUAGGGAGGCACCAGGAAAAUUGGAGGCUAUACCUGGGGUCAGAAGUGUCUACACAGAAGAAAAUAACUACCCCAGAGGAGAGUUUUGAGCAAAAUAAGUUUGGUGAAAACUCUAGAUUGAACAUAGACUUGAUUCCACAACUGAGCAUUCCUUCAAGAAUAAGGUCUAGUGAAUGUGCAACACUUGGAAACAGUUUGGGAUAUAAUUCAGAUUUACUUAAUCAGAAUAAUACCAUUGCAAAAAAGAAGCCCUAUAAAUGUAAUAAAUGUAGAAAAGCCUUUAUUCACAGGUCAUCACUUACUAAGCAUGAGAAAACUCAUAAAGGAGAAGACACUUUCCCCAAUGGUACAGGUCAGGGAAUUUACCCUGGCAAGAAACACCAUGAAUGUACUGACUGUGGGAAAACUUUCCUCUGGAAGACACAGCUUACUGAGCAUCAGAGGAUUCACACUGGAGAAAAACCCUUUGAGUGCAAUGUGUGUGGGAAAGCCUUCAGGCAUAGCUCGUCCCUAGGUCAGCAUGAGAAUGCUCAUACAGGAGAGAAACCCUAUCAGUGCAGUCUCUGUGGGAAAGCCUUCCAACGCAGUUCUUCCCUUGUCCAACACCAGAGAAUUCACACUGGAGAGAAGCCCUAUCGAUGUAAUCUGUGUGGGAGGUCCUUUAGGCAUGGCACAUCCCUUACUCAACAUGAAGUCACACAUAGUGGAGAGAAGCCCUUUCAAUGUAAGGAAUGUGGGAAAGCUUUUAGUAGAUGUUCUUCCCUUGUCCAACAUGAGAGGACUCAUACUGGAGAGAAACCUUUUGAAUGUAGCAUAUGUGGAAGGGCUUUUGGUCAGAGCCCAUCCCUUUAUAAACAUAUGAGGAUUCAUAAAAGAGGCAAACCUUACCAAAGCAAUAACUACAGCAUAGAUUUUAAGCACAGCUCUUCUCUUACUCAAGAUGAAAGUACACUGUCUGAAGUGAAAUCCUACCAUUGUAAUGACUGUGGGGAAGAUUUCAGUCACAUUUCAGACUUCACUGACCAUCAGAGAAUCCAUACUGGAGAGAACCCCUAUGAUUGUGAGCAGGCCUUUAAUCAACAAUCUGUUCCUCAUCCAGGAGAGAAACCUUAUCAAUGUAAUGUAUGUGGAAAGGCUUUCAAAAGAAGUACAAGUUUCAUAGAGCAUCACAGAAUUCAUACGGGAGAGAAGCCCUAUGAAUGUAAUGAAUGUGGAGAGGCCUUCAGUCGACGUUCAUCACUUACCCAACAUGAGAGAACCCACACUGGAGAGAAACCCUAUGAAUGUAUUGACUGUGGAAAAGCUUUCAGUCAGAGUUCAUCCCUUAUUCAGCAUGAGAGGACUCACACUGGAGAGAAACCCUAUGAAUGUAAUGAAUGUGGGCGUGCAUUCCGGAAGAAAACCAACCUACAUGAUCAUCAAAGAAUUCAUACUGGAGAAAAACCUUAUUCUUGUAAGGAAUGUGGGAAGAAUUUUAGUAGAAGCUCAGCCCUUACUAAACACCAGAGAAUUCAUACAAGAAAUAAACUGCAGGAACCCUAAAAUUAAGGAAUGCAUAGAAAGCUUGAGUUAAAAUACUGUUCCAAUUCAGUAUCAGAGGAUUCUUACUGGAGGAAAAGUCUGAAAAUGUAAUUACGUGUGUUUGUAUGUUGUGGUGAAGAAAAUUGUACCACUAGACAAAAUUUUUAAUAAGUUAAAAGCCACAUUCUCAUGUCUAAUUAUAGGCUUUUAUAAAAACAUACGUAGCCGUUUAGAAAUGAUAUGCCUAUAUAUUGGACUUUACAAAGCUUCCAAAUAUAGGCAUAUAGGACAUCAGCAACUUUCCACAGCUUGAUGUGUAACUCCUACUGUUUACAGCCUUUUUAAAAAUAAAUAAAAUUUCUACUGAAAUUCAUUUUAAA